Entamoeba invadens IP1 is the source of this 366-nucleotide messenger RNA. RefSeq lists its product as hypothetical. NCBI's taxonomy places the organism in Eukaryota, Evosea, Mastigamoebida, Endamoebidae. The record is from RefSeq and is a predicted model, not a curated record. The coding region runs from base 1 to 366 and encodes 121 amino acids. The transcript has a single exon.
AUGCCAGCGUCAAAGAAGGAUAAAAUUACUAAGCCCGAAGAGGAAAAGACUGACAAACCAAAAGUCGCCGCAAAGCCAAAGACCACCAAGAAGAGCAAACGUCCAUUAACACCAUACUUAAGAUUCGCUCAAGCCAAACGGGAAGAGAUAAAAGCAGGCCUUAAGGAAGGUGAGAACCUUAACAUCAAGAUGGGACAAAUCUGGAAGGAACUUUCGGAGGACGAAAAGAAAGUCUAUACUGAGGAGUACAAGAAAGAAAAGGAUGUCCUCGACGAGGCUGUCAAGCAAAGAAAGGAGAAGUCCAAGAAUAAUCUCAAGGCUUCUCGUGAGGCUGCUAAAGCCAAGAAAGCUGCCGAGUCAAAGUGA